UUGUACGGAUUCCCUUACCCUGCGAUCUUGAAGCCCUCCCAAUUCUCUUCAUGCCGCUAGCGACACCAAAGCUGCCAUUUGCGACCUGUGCGAUUUACCUGCAUGUCCCAAAGCGCCGGAUUUCCAAUGGCCUCUCUGAUUCCUUCGCAACAACUUGGCCCGCGGACUUGUUCCCUUUGAAGUAGCAUUCCACUAAGAUAAGAUCUAUGUUAGGCUUGGCUGAGAUGGUCACAUAUUUGCCCAUCUCCUCGCCCUUUAUCCGCUUUGCAACUCGAUAUGUUGACGAGGCCUUUGGCGUCGCUGCCGGUUACAACUUCUUCAUCUUUCAAGCCGCAAUGGUGCCAUUUGAAGUUACAGCGUGUAACUUGAUUAUCACCUACUGGAGCGAUGCCGUCCCUGUCGCCGCAAUCAUUGUAAUUGUGCUUGUGCUCUUCGGGCUACUCAACAUCUUUGCAGUGAAGUGGUAUGGCGAAGCCGAAUUCUGGCUUUCCCUGAGCAAGGUCUUGCUUAGUGUGGGCCUGAUUUUCUUCACAUUUAUUGUGAUGCUCGGAGGCAACCCUCUCGGCGAUCGCUUUGGAUUCCGCUACUGGAAGAACCCCGGGGCUUUUGCCGAAUACUACAAGACUGGAGAUCUGGGCCGAUGGCUCGGGUUCCUUGCUUGCCUCAUCCAAGCCAGUUUCACGAUUGCCGGUCCAGACUACGUCUCUAUGGCUGCCGGCGAAGCAGUCAACCCUCGCAAAAUCUUGCCCAAAGCGUACAAUGGCAUCUUCUAUCGACUCACCACCUUUUUCGUUCUUGGUGUGCUUUGCAUCGGUAUCUUGGUUCCCUACAAUGAUCCCGACCUGGCUGCUGCAUAUGAGCAAGACCUGCCUGGUGCAGCUGCAUCACCGUAUGUUGUCGCCAUGGACCGGCUGAAAAUCCCCAUCCUGCCACACAUCGUCAAUGCCAUGGUCCUCCUCGCUGCUUUCAGUGCCGGGAAUAGUUACGUCUACUGCGCCAGCAGAAGUCUGUACGGUCUUGCUCUGGAUGGCAAGGCCCCGCGCAUUCUCACCAAAUGUACAAAAACCGGUGUGCCGAUAUACUGCGUCUUGAUUGUGUUCGUGUUUGCACUGUUGUCUUUCCUACAGGUCUCUAACGGUUCAGCUGUCGUGCUGAAUUGGUUUGUUAAUCUUGUGAGUCCCUUUCUACCCUCCGCUUCAUCUACAGGAACUUACCACACUAUAAAUCAGGUUACUGCAUCCCAACUGAUCAACUUUUCCGUCAUCACCUUCACCUACACCCGGUUCAGAAAAGCCCUCAUGGCACAAGGUGUCCCUCGCGCGUCCCUCCCCUAUCAGAGUCGUGGCCAGCCCUAUGUCGCGUACAUUGCCCUGGUCUCGACUUUCGUCAUGACCUUCGUGGGCGGCUACACUGUCUUCCUACCCGGCAACUGGGACAUUCCGACUUUCUUCUUCUCGUAUACCAUGAUCGGGGUGUUUCCAGUUAUCUACAUGGGAUGGAAGCUCUGGCAUCGUACAAAGUUCCUGAGUCCCAAGGAAGUUGAUAUCGUCACUGGAGUAGAAGAAGUGGAAGUUUAUACCAGGAAUUAUGUCGAGGAACCAUCGAGUAACGCUUUCACGAGAUUCAACGAUAUGGUUUUCGGUUAGACCAGCAUCAUGAGACAACGUAUAGAGAAAAUUUGGGAGGCUUUUUGGAUAGAAGUUCAUAUCUCGUUUCUUUCCAUAGCAGAUGAUACCAGAAAAAGCUUUGAAGAUAAACAAUGAAAUCGCUACAGCGUAAUCCGAACCGAACAAAU
Molecule: messenger RNA, 1795 nt
Organism: Aspergillus vadensis CBS 113365
Lineage: Eukaryota; Fungi; Ascomycota; Eurotiomycetes; Eurotiales; Aspergillaceae
Product: putative general amino acid permease (Agp2)
Exons: 3
Coding region: 225-1646 (473 amino acids)
Biological process (GO): amino acid transmembrane transport
Cellular component (GO): membrane
Molecular function (GO): amino acid transmembrane transporter activity
Source: RefSeq, a predicted model, not a curated record